ACUCCGCCCUGCUCAGCUACUCCCUGUUACAAACCCAACCACACUGUUAACGGCGCUAGCUCGUGCUGCGGACUUCUCGACUGCACCGGAGAAGCGACAAGAAAACAACAAUGGGCGUCCUAGAAGUUAGAGUCGAAUACUGUGGCGGAUGAGGAUAUGGACCCCGCUAUCAGGAACUCGAGAGGGCUGUGAAGGAAGAGUUUCCUGAGGCGGAGGUGUCCGGCUUUGUGGGAAGAUCAAGCAGCUUUGAGAUUGAAGUCAAUGGCCAGCUGAUCUUCUCCAAGCUUGAGUGCGGCGGAUUUCCAUAUGAGGAGGAUAUCAGAGAAAUACUGGAGACUGCCUGUGCUGGGAAACCCCUGCAGAAGAUCAACAGGAGCAAGGCACCAUGUGUCAUCUUGUAAAUAUCUCUACCCUGCUUUACCAUCAUCAGCAGUGUCAACGCAGGCCAGUGUAACCGCACACUGCCAAUACCUUUGGCCUACCUCCACCCUUUAAAAUGGUCAGGGAUCGAACCAUACUUUGUACACCCACAAAAGAGAUGCAAUGUGAUGACUUGGUACUUUCUCAAAUGUAGAUAAUGUGACUCUUCUCUGCCUUUUGGCUCCCUUCUCUAUCCUCAAUGUGGUUCUUCAGGCUGUUAAUGAUUACCUUAGCCAAAAACUUAAGGUUAGGGUAUGAUGAAUCCAUGCCUGGAGUUUCCUACUUUGAUGAGACUGAGACUGGGAGAAGAUGGCGCAGAAAGGUUUUUGAAGGAGCUCGCUUUUUAACCUCCUACAACCUCAUUGCCUGGAACUUUCUUACUGAUUGCUUUGUCAUUUGUUUCCUGAUUUCAUGCACAUACCAGUUUAUUUGCACAUGGGCAGUGCUAAAUGGUGGAACAUAUUAUUGAAGCAUAAAGGGACACUCUUUGUUGCUGCCUCUGUUGCUCCAUGCUGAUAAUAUUUUGAGUUCAUACAAGCCCUACCAUCACUGUUCAGGUAAAAAUCAAAUUUGUUACAUUAGUAGUAGAUUGUAAAAUUUAGCCUGCAACAUUUAUUUACAUAUCAAAUUGGACUUGAUGUGAAAAUUAUAGUUAAAUGUUCUGUGAUUAAAACUGACUAAAUCUGAAGCGAUCAUUUGAAGUUUUUUUCUGAAGACCACCACUCACUGGUCUGUCAGCUCACACUUCAGCUCAUUUUCCACAAAUCAUCCUGUACUUUUUCCUGAAAUGUCUGUACUGAAUUUAAAUAAAAUUGCAGCUUGUUUUAA
Cheilinus undulatus (humphead wrasse) is the source of this 1248-nucleotide messenger RNA. Its product is annotated as migration and invasion enhancer 1-like. The transcript has 4 exons. Lineage: Eukaryota; Metazoa; Chordata; Actinopteri; Labriformes; Labridae. Gene Ontology annotation, biological process: positive regulation of filopodium assembly; negative regulation of apoptotic process. The record is from RefSeq and is a predicted model, not a curated record.